This is a messenger RNA of Ogataea angusta, 1665 nucleotides long. RefSeq lists its product as uncharacterized. The transcript has a single exon. Bases 1 to 1665 code for a protein of 554 amino acids. Gene Ontology annotation, cellular component: peroxisomal membrane. Gene Ontology annotation, biological process: peroxisome organization. Lineage: Eukaryota; Fungi; Ascomycota; Pichiomycetes; Pichiales; Pichiaceae. The record is from RefSeq and is a predicted model, not a curated record.
AUGAGCAAUUCUCCUCCUUCGACUUCAAGUUCCGGGAAGGGGCUGUCUAUUCCACGCAAGCUGGCUCUCAAUGCCAUAAAUGAGAUACAGAACCGUUCGAAUGACUACUUGCUUAGCAAAAAAGGCGGAAAGAGCCUUGAAGAAGGGCGUAAAAGAGCAGCUUUAGCAGCUGUGAUCUCGACCGUUUCCUCAGUUGGUGCGGAUCGGCUUUCAAAAGCAGAUUUUGAUGAGCUGCGAGAUCUUUCAGAACAGGAGUCUCACGACAAAGUGCAUUUCAUGGACAAAUUAACAAACAAGUUGAUAGAUGCAAUUCCGCGACGUUCCGAUGAAUCAAUGGAUGAACUGAGAAGCCGAUUAGAAGACAGACACAGAGUAGAACAGCCAGGGCUCUCUAUCAAGAGAAUCAGCAGAAACUUCAAGGUGUUGAGCUCGAAAAUGGAUCUCGUGUUCAGUCUUCAGUAUUCGAUAAUUCACGUCAUAUCUUGGGAUCAGCCCUCAUUAACACUGACCUUUUUGAUCCUCUACACUUGGGGCUGUUUGAUGCCCUACCUGUUUCUUGUUUACCCAGUGUUCUACGUCUUGACAGGGGUUUUGAUCCCUAACUAUCUCUAUCGGCAUCCUUUAACAAAGCCAGAUAUUAUUCCUACUCGUGCGCGCGGUGAUAGCUCGAUAUUUGGGUUUUUGCGAACUCAGAAUGCCUGGGAGAUGGACAGGCAGCGAAUUCUACUGGAGAGAAGUAGAACGCUCGAACGCAUGCUCAGCCAGGAGCUGGAGUUGUCCACAAUAAGCUCCAGAACAUCAACAGACUCAGAAGACGAGGGGACCUCGAGUUUAUUUUACGAGGUAUUCACAGCAGAUUCCAAAAGCAAUCUGGUGUUCAAAGCUGUUCUUGAGGAGGACGAGGAGACUACUGAGAAAGGACGAACAGGGGUGGUGGAUAAGGUGAAACUGCUUAUCAACAUGAGAGAUUUGCAGAAUUUGACCUCUGAUUUAAUCAGAAUGAUGACACGCAUGCAAGAUAGCAUCUACGAAAAUUACAGUUUCAAGGACGAGAAACAGAGUACCAAACAUUUCUUCAACCUGGUCGCAUUGAUACUCAUAACAAUAGUCCUUGGGCCCUACAUUCCAUGGCGAGCAAUAUUCAUCAUCACGAUGUGGAUACUGAUUCUUCUGAAACACCCCAACCGCCAAUACUUCAUCAAGCAGCUAAAACCAGCGACGAAACACAAGCUCCCACCAAAACACAAAACAGAAGUCAAACGCAGAGCUUCUAAACUGGGUGAGUUGAUAGUGGACGAUGCUCCUCAGUACAGGACCAUCCAAAUUUACCAGAUAGAAAAACAAGACCUCAUCAAGCCUUCUGUCUACGAACUCUUCAUGUAUUCACCAUCAAUUUUCAAUGAGUCCGAUACCCUUAGAAUACAGAAAAAAAGACCCAAGGGGACUACCAAUCUUUCGCUGGUGCAAGCUCCUAGCUCGAGCUGGAAAUUCACGGAGAAGAGUUGGAGAGUGGACACCGACCCGGGAUCCUGGUGCCUGGAAAAUGGAGUCCUAGAUGACAUGGAGAUCGACGGAGAGUGGGCGUAUGACAAAUCUGGCGAGUAUCGCCGUCGCCGUCAUGUGCGCGAGGUUGUCAGAUAUAGCAGGCCACCGAAAAAGCGCUAG